CAGUCAUCAUGGAGACAAAACGCUUAACUUUAAUCUUGAGUUUUCUUUUCAUUAUGGGAAAUAUUGUUCGAGCUGACAAAACCUUCAGGAAAUUCACGCAGAAUGUUGUUUUGUACUCGAUAGUCUGUUCGAUACAGGAUCAGCUUUUCCAUGAAGAGAGCAUGAGAAAAAUACAAUGCCUGUCGCUUUGUGCUGAUAAUUCCUCGUGUUUUGCCGUGUUCCACGACAAAGUUCGCCAGCACUGUGUUGGUUGCAGAGUCUUGCACUCUUCUGGUACAAACCAAUUGAUACAUGGAAUGUUUUUUAUAUUAUAUUUUCACCAUAAGUAUACGGUGGUUACUGAAUUCAAGACAUAUGACCAAGCGAAGGCACACUGUCAAGAGAUCGGAGCACAUUUAGCGUACAUAAAUUCAUUUGAUGAACAGAAUUUUAUCGAGCGGCAAGUAAUUGGAGCGUACACCAGUAAUUUUUGGAUAGGAGCAUCCCGACGGAGUGAUGGUGUAAUUUAUUGGGAGGACAACACGACUGUGGCCAUGACAUCUACCGGUAUGGCAACGGUCUCGACAUAUACCGGUGACAAUUACGAGAACUGGGCAGACGGCGAACCGAAUGCGCUAUCGGGGGAAGACUGUAUCAUACUGCAUUAUCCCUCUCAAUGGACCUGGCAUGAUGACAACUGUGAUUAUCUUCAUCUUAGUUUAUGCGAAUUUUAAAAAGUGAAUAUUAACCCUUAACCUGCUGGAAACCGGACAGUGGUUCGCCUUUACCACCAGUAAAGAUUCUAGGUCAUCCUGUACACCUUAUAAUCUGAACAGGCCCACUACUAUUGGUAGCCUUUUUGAUAUUGAAAUCCUUCCAACUUUGAAACAACUCUUUCAAAUCCAAAAAACGAGCAUAUCCUUUAAACCAGUACUGCCGCAGGUUAAGGGUUAGAUUGGCUUAUAUAUACGCACUUGGCGUAAACACAAAAAAUGUUCCGCUGAACUGUAAGAUGCUUAUACAUUGUAAUAUGAAUGUGUGUUUGCCGCUUAAACAUGUGUAAUAAUGUAAAACCUUCGCAGAGCAACACAAAUUUGGGAGUCAAAGAAUUUGGUCAUUAGGUGUUAAAUUCAUUGUGAAAUAUUAUUUUAAGAAUAAUUGAUAUCGUUGUUUGUAUUUUCUGAUCGCAGAUCAGGAAAUACAAUGCUGACAUUCAAUCUCUUGCACAGAUAUUCACGACAAACCUAACAACAGGUAGUUCUCAAAACAGCUUAAAACUAGCGAUGUAAAAGAAAAAUAUAGUUUUAUUUUGUUACAAGUAUCCAACAAAUUACAACAUAUUCAAAGUUUAAAAGUAGCGUUGGCUUAUAGAAUUAUCAAUAAACGCACAAUCACAAAUUACGCGGAUGAAUAUCAUUUUUAUCAAUGAAAAUGAUAUUUUUAGCGAUGUCGAUAACCGAAUACUUCAAAGCGUAGUACUUAUAUCUGUGAAAAGAAGAUUGCUCUGCAAGGGUUUCGCUGAUAUCAUUUUUUUUAUUUUUGUAAACAUAUAUGAUAAAUAUAAGUACAAGAUCGCCCUUGAACUGGUCUAUUCCAUUUUAAUGUUAAGGAUUAAGAAAACUAGAACACUAAAGAAUCGGUAAAUAUCUAGUUAUGUCGGGAAAAGUCGUAAUAACCCGAAGCCGCUCUCGCCUUUUUCGGCAACGCGUCUGUCUUUUCCACUGUGACGUCAUUAUUUUAGGAAGUACCUAUAUUGCGACUGCGGUUUUUCAUCCUGAUUAAAUGUAAUGAAAGCUGAAAAAUAAAGUAAUCUCUAUGUACAUGUAACAACGGCAAGCAUUCGUUAUAUCUAAUUUCAAUCAGUAAGUGUUGCUAAAGAUAAAAAGAAAAAAUGUCAGUAGUAUAUUUAGAUGUUGUUAUUGUUGUUGUUGUUGUUGUUAGUGUUGUUUCUGGUAAUGCUAAUUUUGCACAUUAUUGCUUUCAUUCUAAAUGUCCAGUUAGCAUGUAAUAAGUCUGAGUGUCUUAAUUACUUUAGCAAAAGAUAAGAAAUUACACAUAAACUUUAAAUUUUUAUUAACUGAUUUUUGGCAUGGUCAAUUGCUUUUAUAAAAAAAAAUUAUCGGCUUCUUAUCAAAUCAUUAAAAUAAUAAUAGUAUAAGUAUUUUUCACAAAAUUACGAAUCUUUAAACUUUGUAGAUAUAAGGGGGGGGGGGGGUAGGUGCAAAACAAACAAACAUAAAUCGAAAUAGAAUUUUAUAGUCAGAAAAUUAAUACCAAAACGUGACCUAUUUGAUCUCAUUUCGAAACCUGUAUGGCCUGUAAUUUGUAUUUUCCUUGACCAAAUAGGCACGUCUUUCAUAUUCUGAAAAACCAAAGUGUUACCUAUUUUAUCUUAAGAUAACGUUGUAUGACGUGGCAUUUAAAAAAAAAUAUUUUUCUGAAUGGAUGGAUGGAUGGAUGAAUGGAUGGAUGGAUUUGGCUUUUUUUAUAUACAUGUAUUUAAAAUAAGAUCUUCGAAAUGUAUUUCAAGACCAAAAUAUUAUGGCGCAAAAAAGUAAGAAAUGCCCGGAUAAAAGAGUAUCAUAUGCUUGACAAUGUCAUUAUAAUAAAAAAAAAUGAUACACUAGCAGGAAUAUUUAUGUACAUGUAUCUAGUAUGAAGUUAAGAAAUGCGCAUACAGAUGAUCAACACAUUACGUCAAGCAAACUGUGGUGACCUUUGGCGGAAAAAAAAUAUCAAGAUCAAGGUCAUUUUAUUUACAUACUGGCUUAAUCUUAUUCUACUAUUUAAUUCGAAAUGUAAUUCUUAAAACCCCGGGGGGAUAGAAAGAAAACGUUCUGAACGAGCAAUUUUGAAAAGGUUAAUUAUGGAAAAUCGGGGAGAAAACGUUCUGAACGAGCAAUUUUGGAAAGGUUAACCAUGGAAAAUCAGACAGACUUGUAAAAAAAAAUCCCAAAAUGUCACUCUAAUAAAUGUAGCUAUAGACUGAAUUGUCUUGGAUGUUUUAAAAGUACAUUACAAAUAAAAACAAGGCUGUACAUGUAUACUGGCUUUAUUUUUUUUGUUUCAAAAUUCUACAAAAUGAAUAAAAAUUCCUACAUUCAAUACAAAUAUUUACAACUUAAUUUAUUUACAUCUUAAAUACAGUUCUGCCCAAAAAUAUUGCACAAAUGGAUUUUUACAGUACGCAAAAAAUGUAAAUGUCAAAUGGUGUAUCAUUAAAUGUAUCUAAAUUUA
Molecule: messenger RNA, 3216 nt
Organism: Ruditapes philippinarum (Manila clam)
Lineage: Eukaryota; Metazoa; Mollusca; Bivalvia; Venerida; Veneridae
Product: macrophage mannose receptor 1-like
Exons: 4
Coding region: 9-713 (234 amino acids)
Source: RefSeq, a predicted model, not a curated record